Molecule: messenger RNA, 3555 nt
Organism: Procambarus clarkii (red swamp crayfish)
Lineage: Eukaryota; Metazoa; Arthropoda; Malacostraca; Decapoda; Cambaridae
Source: RefSeq, a predicted model, not a curated record
ACUUUGUGCCGACCUUAAUCCUAUUCCUGGCGAUGAUUGGUGCGAGGCUGGCGCUCCAGGGGCGAGGCCGAGGCUUGCCCUCAGCCUCACAAUGAGCACCGGGAUAAACACCUGCCCAAGGAUUACCAAGAAUCCUGGUAAGGAUCAUUUUUAGAGUUAUGUAAAGAAUCUGACGUGUGACUGUAGUCCUGGAUUGCAUGGCGAGCUCGGUCAAGACUUAAAACUUGCUCAAAGACGAGACUAAACUUUCCUCAAGGAUCACCAAGAGAAGUCCUUACAUUAAAUGUUGCAGAUAGAGUGGUGGUUGCCUGAGCCACCCACAGCUGCGCCACCCACCGUUCCUGUAGUGUGAAGUGCCCUCCACACCGGCAGUCAGUUCACCACCCACACCACCGACCAUCAACACAACAUCCAAUGUACCAGCGGACGCAGACAUACUCUCAACCCCCGCCAGCGCUCCUGUCGUAGGGGGCAACUCCCUAUACUCCGCGGCCCCCGGGAUCCACACCUUCACACACUACCGGGAGCACCAUAUCUCCUCCAAAAUCUUAUUCCCUUCAGCCCGGAUGACUUCUUACUCCAGACCUCUUCUGCCAGCUCGACCGACAGCGCCGCCUUGUCUACACGCAGCAAGACGACUAAGAAGAUGAUCAACAAGAAGAAGAAGACGUCCUAGGAAGGAUGAGCCACAUCUGACGACGUUACACAACUCCACUUAGCUGCUUGAGGACCGAACCCCCGUGCGAGGCAGAUGGAUGCAAGUGGACAUGAGGACCGCCGCCACAGUAUUAUGUGCCAAGUUCAAACCCGCGGUGGUUGGGCCACCGAGCUGUACCUCCUUCCACCGACUUGUGUCCUGCUCCCUGCACAAGUUUUCGGCAGCGUUUCAUACUGCUUACCAGUCCUAUGGUCUUUGAAAAGUACAUUUCGCGAAGCAUUCUGUCCUAAUGCAUUGCGAUGGUUCUAUAAUGUUGCCAGCUGAGUUCAAGGAUUCCCAGGUGGUUCUGUAGGAUCCGCAGCUGGUUCUCUGAAGCCUGCGACACAAAGCUGGCAAGAAAGUAUCUUCCAUACCUCUAUAACAUUACUGCAAUAAUACAAUUGCAGCUCAGCUUACCGGGAAGCAUCAGGGUAUCUAUGAAUAGUCAUGACGCAGGUGUUCAAGUAGCUCCUGGUCGACCAGAAGUAACGAGGCCUUAUCGAGUUGCCAGCCCCCUUCAAGCUGGUCCUCCGUCACAUCCACCUGGUAGAGGCUCGUGUAUGGGAAGUGGGAGGGAGAGAGAGGUAGGAGUAAGGGAGGUGGGAGGGAUGAAUCAUAAAGAGGGAGGCAGGGCCACAGUAGAGGCAGACGUGAUGGGGCAUAACUCCCAGCGUGGCAAGUCUGGAUGACAAUUUGGAACACUCUCAUGCAGCCCUCGGUGAUGACACAUAAGUAUUGUUACCUUACAACCUUACUCCAGCAGUCAUUACUUGAUACCUGUAAGUAACUGUUUAAUUUUGAAGACUAUCCCGAGAAGCAAAACCACUCCCAGUGCUACUGAAGGAGCAGCAUGACCGCGCAAGUGUUCACUACAGUCCUGCCUCACGUUAGUCAUGAGCUGUGAACCACAAGGAGAGGCAACACCAGCACCCUACAGGGCCACCACGGUGCCUCUCACCUUAACUAUGGCACCACCGUCUUCAACUACGGGGAACACGGCUGAUAGUGAUGAAAGCAUUAGUGUCGACAGCGAAGGUCUGGAAGUUGUUCGUAAAGAAGUGUGGGUUGUAAAUGAAAGUAUAGGUCUUGUGUGUGAAGAACCAGAUGUUGCAAAUCAAAUUCAGGGUAUUGCAAACCAAGACCCAUGUGUUGCGGACCAAGGAAUGAGUGUUACAAAUAAAGUACUGGAUAUUGCAAACGAUGGAUUAAGCGUUGUCAGUGAGGAGCUGGGUGUUGUCAACGAUGGGUUUAUAAGUGAAGACGAGGAGUGGGUGGAGGUGGGAGGAGCAGAUGGUGGUCGUCUGAGGAGAGAGAGGCAAGGAGCAGUUCGAGUUGUGUUCAAGAUGGCCGCCAGGGGCAGCGAAGAGCCAAAGAUCACCAUAACCACACCUGUCAACUCCCCCUUCACUCUCAGCACCGACACUCCGCCCAGAGGAGGUUGGUGGGGGGCGCGCCACACCCUAGCCAUGAUGGGGUUCCUGGGGCUGGCGGUGUCCCACGCUCUCCGUGUGACGCUCUCAAUUGCUGUGCUGGCUAUGGUGGCGAGGCGACCCGCCGACAACCUCACGCUCCAGGAACCUCCAGACGCAUGCCCGCUUCCGGAGGAUUGGAACGAUGGUGAACUGACCGAAAUGACUGGAGAGUCAGACUGGGAUGAAGUUGGCGAGGGUCUCGUGCUGGGAGUCGUCUAUUGGGGGUAUUUGUUCACCAGCUUCCUGGAGGUCAGAGUCGUGCGGCUGCUGGGAGGACGAUUGGUGUUUGGCAUGAGCGUCGUACUGGCCUCCUUCACCACCCUCCUGGUCCCCUACAGCGCCCACAUAUCCAGAGGCACCUUCGUCGCUCUCAGAGUCCUGAUCGGAGGCUAUCAGGGGCUGGCGUACCCUUCACUGAGUCACAUGCUGCAUGUCUGGGUCUCCCCAAGAGAAAGAUGUACUUUUCUUGCCUUUGUUGUCACAGGUGUGCCGUUGGGUAUAGCAGCGUGUCUGUCGACUAGCGGGGUGCUCAUAGAGAGUGGGUUCUUGGGUGGGUGGCCCUCGGUGUUCUACCUGUUUGGUGCUCUGGGGCUCCUGUGGAGCGCUCCUUGGUUCCUGCUGGUCUACGACCGUCCGGAGCUCCACCCAAACGUCUCCUCCAGUGAGCUGCACUACACCCAAACACACACGAACUCCGUUAACAAAUAUGAGGUGGAGCGAAUAUCUUGGACGGAGGUGAUGAAGUCAGGACAGUUCUGGGCCACCAUGUCGGCCAGCUUGGGCACCAGCUUCACAUUUAUGGUUUUCUGGUCUGGUCUCCCAUCUUACCUCAGCACUGUACACCAUUUCCACAUCAAAAAUAAUGGACUAAUGUGUGCCUUGCCAUACUUGGUGAUGGGGGUGUCAAGUCUCUCGUGGGUGUGGCUGAGACACCUCCUCGCUGGUAAUUGGCUAUCAACCAGGGCACACCACAGGCUCUCCAUUUUCAUUGGAACCUAUGGGCCAGCAGUGGCACUGGCAGUGAUGUGCUUUGUGGGCUGCAACUGGAAAAUGACAGUUGGCUUACUGUGUGUGAUCAUGGGUUGCUUGGGCAUCAGCUUUAAUAGUGGCCUUGCCUACCAGGACACGCCUCCUUCCAUGUAUGGUACUAGUACGUUGUUCAUCAACAAUGUGGGUGCGGUAGCGGGCAUUUUGGCGCCUGCGGUUAUAGGCUUCCUCAUGCAGCACAAUCACUGUUCAUCAUGUGUAGACUUCAGAGUUAACUUGUAUAAGAAGAGAUUGGGUAUAAAUGGGGAUUUCAAGGCAAUGCAAGCUGUAUCAUCUGCGUGUACUAAUGGUUUUGUUCCCCAUGUAUCAGAGAAGGUACAAGAUUUAAGAGAUGCUUAA